Molecule: messenger RNA, 480 nt
Organism: Ilex paraguariensis (yerba mate)
Lineage: Eukaryota; Viridiplantae; Streptophyta; Magnoliopsida; Aquifoliales; Aquifoliaceae
Source: the annotation of a GenBank genome assembly
AUGGAUGGAACACCACCUUACUACCUCAACAGAGGGGUUAGUGGGUCUGGUUCUGCGUCUGGACCUUCUGGUUCUGUUCCUGCUUCUGGAUCUGGGACACAGACUGGUUUACCAGCCCCACCAGGCUUCAAAACCUCUUCAAACCCUAACAUUUCAUUUCAGUCCAAUGUGGGUUCCACAUACCAAGUAGAAAACCCAUCACCCAGUUUUCCUCAUGGCAUUGCCAUGGGUGUGGCCCCCAGUGGUGUGUCACCGGGCGAUACUGGAAAGAAGAAAAGAGGGAGGCCUCGAAAAUAUGGUCCAGACAGUGCCAACAUGUCUCUGUUACUGUCUCCGAUGUCGUCCACGCCUUCUCCAGGGUCGCUAACCCCCAGACGUGGUAGAGGGCGGCCACCAGGGAGUGGGAGAAAGCAACAAUUAGCUUCUCUUGUGAAGCCUAAGGCCAUGACUUCUAGUGUUGGAUUUGUUUCGUGUUGUUAA